CUGAAACAUGGCGUUACCCAUAGCGAAGUGCCAGGCAGUUCAAGCCUGUUUGUUAUUAAUAUCUUUAAUAUUUCAGUCCGUUCUUGCCGACAACCCUGCCGAAGACACGCCGCACCGGCGCUUCGAGUAUAAAUACAGUUUCAAAGGGCCGCACUUGAUACAGAGUGAUGGAAGAAUCCCAUUCUGGGUUCAUACUGGGAAUGCCAUUCCGAGUUCAGAUCAGAUUCGAAUCACCCCUUCUUUGCGGAGUCAGAAGGGUUCAGUAUGGACAAAAUCACCUGUAAGUUUUGAAAACUGGGAGGCUGAAGUGACAUUCCGUGUGUCCGGACGAGGACGGAUGGGAGCUGAUGGGCUGGCCAUAUGGUUCACGACUGCUCAAGGUUUUGAUGGCCCUGUGUACGGGGCCGCCGAUCGGUGGAACGGCGUGGGAAUAUUCUUCGACUCAUUUGAUAAUGAUGGAAAGAAAAAUAACCCCACUGUCCUGGUGGUGGGUAACAAUGGAAAACUUGUUUAUGAUCAUCAGAAUGAUGGGACAACCCAGUCUCUGGGUACAUGCCUUAGAGAUUUCAGGAACAAACCCUACCCUGUACGUGCCAAAAUCAUCUACUACAAGCAAACAUUAUCGGUUUUCAUUAAUAACGGCUUCACUCCUGAUAAAGACGACUAUGAGUUCUGCACUAAAGUUGAGAACAUGAUCAUUCCUGGUACUGGAUACUUUGGCAUCUCUGCAGCCACUGGUGGACUUGCAGAUGACCAUGAUGUGCUGUCAUUUUUGGUGUUCAGACUUACUGAGCCCGGGCAGAAUCUGCCUCCCCCUGAAAAAGAGAUUCCCAAAGAGGAGAAGGACAAGUACCAGGAGGAAUUUGAGAAUUUCCAACAAGAGCUGGACAAAAGGAAAGAGGAGUUUCAGAAAGAGCACCCUGACGUUCAGGGGCAGCCCAUUGAGGACCUGUAUGAGAGCGUGAACGACCAGGAGAUCCGUCAGGUGUUUGAGGGCCAGAAUCGGAUCCAUAUGGAAAUCAAGCAGUUGAAUCGCCAGGUGGCCAUGAUUCUGGACGAACAACGCCGUUACGUGUCUGUCAUCUCAGAAGAGAUCUCCAAACGCGCAUUGCAGGCACAGUCAGGACAGGCUCCCAGUCAUGAAAUGGAAACGAUUAUCAACACACAACAGGAAGUUCUGAGAAACCUUAAUGAAGUAAGGAAUUCAUUGGCAGGCUCGCUGAAGCAGUUAGCAGUGGGUCAACAGCAGGGUAACACAGGCGGCCUGGGAUCAUAUGAGACAAUCCAGCACUUCAAUGACAUCAAAGAGCAUUUACAUGUGGUCAAGAGGAACAUCGAACAUAUAAAUCAGAAAAAUGCGAAUCCUGCAGAAAAGAUGAAUUGUCCUGAACUUCCUCCAUUACCCAGCUGCCUCUCCACCACACACUUUGUGAUCUUCAUCGUCAUUCAGUCCCUCGUCUUCUUUGGCUAUGUUAUGUACAAGAGUCAACAGGAAGCAGCAGCUAAGAAGUUCUUUUGAUGAAACGGUGAUCUUGAUAGCACAACAUUUACAUGAGGAAUUGUCCAUUUUUGUUAAUUUUCAGUUUUUGUUUUUUUCUGUUUGCAAACUGUAAAUUAUUAUACUUGAAAACUAAACUAUUUAGUUUGAGGAUUUUUCUUUUCUUUUUAUUUCUUGAUUUUUAAUUUGAUCAGAUUUGUACAGAAUUUGAAUGGCUGCUCUUUUUCCAAGUUUGUAAGACAUUUUUGACUGAAGAUUACCAAAUAUGAUUUAAUAUAUUCCUUAUAUAGACAUUAUAUUUGCAUUUGAAUAUUGGCCCUAAGAAUCAUUUAAAGAACUCAAUCACUGUCCCCGGGCACGUUCUGAACUGUGGUAAAAAAUGCUGAAAUAGGUUAAAGCACAUUUACAACCUUUACAAAAAGGCUGAUUAUUUUUUUAGUUUUUUUCUUUCGUUCUUACAAAAGUGUUAGAGCCUAAUUGUAUUGGUGGAAACAAGCACCCCAAAUGUGAAUGUGCAUUGAAUCUUUAAAACAUGGAAAAAGUGUUUUUCUUCUCAAACAAUUUACAUAAAACACUAGGAUGACCAUUCCGUGUUUCUCAUUCUGUCAACUUGGAGCAAACCAAAAAAUUUUGUAAUGUUGGAAUGUUCACUUUGGGGGCUGUUCAGACCAAACACGUUCUUGUGUUAAAAAAGAAGAAAAAGCUAGAUGCAGUGCAAUGAGUGGAACAGUAUGCAGGUGUCUCAAGACAUGUUUUACAAAGUUUUAUAGUUCUUUUUAACUUUACACUGCAUUUUAGAAAUGCACCGCUCAUGCGUGAGAUGCUGAAAAAACAGCGAGGUGUGGCACAGCGAUCAUAGCACAUUUUGCAUAGAAAAGCAAUUAAUUUAAAAAGCAGCACAGAUGGGGGGCCUGGGUAGCUCAGUGGUAAAAUACGCUGCUUACCACACCUGGAGUUCGCUAGUUCGAAUCCCAGGGCAUUCUGAGUGACUCCAGCCAGGUCUCCUAAGCAACCAAAUUGGCCCGAUUGCUAGGGAGGGUAGAGUCACAUAGGGUAACCUCCUUGUGGUCGCUAUAAUGUGGUUCGUUCUUGGUGGGGCGCGUGGUGAGUUGAGCGUGGUUGCCACGGUGGAUGGCGUGAAGCCUCCACACGUGCUUUGUCUCCAUGGCAACGUGCUCAACAAGCCACGUGAUAAGAUGCGUGGGUUGACGGUCUCAGACGCGGAGGCAACUGGGAUUCGUCCUCCGCCACCCGGACUGAGGCGAAUCACUAUGCGACCACGAGGACUUAGAGCGCAUUGGGAAUUGGGCAUUCCAAAUUGGGAGAAAAAAAAAAAAAAAACAGCACAGAUGGAUGCAAGAAACAUGUGAACAGCCCUUUAGGAGUGCUUUUAACAUCAUGUAACAUGAUGAGUUUAAAUUUGUGUCUAUGGGUCAUUCUGUGCCACCAACUGUACCAUUUGUGCCAGAAAAUUGCAGGAUUUUUUAUUUAUUUUUUUAUAAGUUUUUCUUAAUUUCAAUGAUUACUGCUUAACUUUCCUAAAAUCGUAUUUUCUCACCUCUGGUCUAAAGUAACUGCCAUAGACAAUGGGAGACCACCAGAGACACAACCCCAUCACAAUACAUUUGGAAUUGGUAUAUUUUUUAUUUGAAUAGAUGAGUAAAUUCUAGGAUAACUCUGUGUCUGUGUGCCUUGUAUGAGAUUUAUUUUUAUUGAAUAUUAAUAAUAACCAAUGCAUUCCUCUUUCAAAACAUGCUUUGUGCCAACCCUGUUAAAUUUCAAAUGUGCAAAGAAUUCCUUAUAAUGGCCUUAUUAGACAUUUUCAAAUAUCAUUGCUCUGGCAACACAUUUCUACAGCUAGUUUUCUUGUGUUUUUAAUAUAAUGCACAUAAAAGGCACAUUAAAAUGUAAUAUUAAUGUAUGUUAAUUGAGCUGAUAUUCCAAUGAAAAAUAUUAAAAAAACAAAUUUUA
Molecule: messenger RNA, 3469 nt
Organism: Myxocyprinus asiaticus (Chinese sucker)
Lineage: Eukaryota; Metazoa; Chordata; Actinopteri; Cypriniformes; Catostomidae
Product: protein ERGIC-53-like
Exons: 13
Coding region: 8-1519 (503 amino acids)
Biological process (GO): endoplasmic reticulum organization; Golgi organization; endoplasmic reticulum to Golgi vesicle-mediated transport
Cellular component (GO): Golgi membrane; COPII-coated ER to Golgi transport vesicle; endoplasmic reticulum membrane
Molecular function (GO): D-mannose binding
Source: RefSeq, a predicted model, not a curated record